This is a messenger RNA of Argiope bruennichi, 4612 nucleotides long. Its product is annotated as collagen alpha-2(V) chain-like. The transcript is spliced from 32 exons. Lineage: Eukaryota; Metazoa; Arthropoda; Arachnida; Araneae; Araneidae. Bases 83 to 2119 code for a protein of 678 amino acids. The record is from RefSeq and is a predicted model, not a curated record.
CGCCUGUGCGCGUCGUUCCCGUUCGUCCGUCAGAGAGAAGUUUGUUUUUGUUCUUUCCGAGACUCAUGGCGCGAUCUGCCGAAUGACAACAGUCAUGGAAGAGAGGACAGUGGACGACAAGUCGUCUCGGACUUCAAACCGUCUCUGGUAUUGCGUGGAGCGCUUGAAAACAGCUUCGGUACUGUUGUGGGUGCUGUGCUUGACUUCGUGGAUCAUGCUGUGCAUGUACCGGUACCGGAUGGUGCACGUGGAGGACAGAGUGUCGGCCCUCGAGGCCCGGUUCGACAUGCUCGGAAUGGGCCAAAAUCCAUCUUCAAUUAUGGAUCAUCAUGCUUACAUCAAAUCUGUUGUCAGACAGCAAAUGGGAUUUGAUCUCUUGAAGAGGCGGUACAAGCGAAACCUUCUGUCCACUGAUUGCAAAUGCCCUCCAGGUCGUCGAGGUAAGAGAGGAAUGAAAGGUGAACCAGGCGAGCCAGGCAUAACGGGUCCUAUAGGUCCUCCUGGUAAACCUGGAUUUCCUGGCGCAAUUGGAAUAGAUGGUCCAAAGGGAGAACCAGGUGAGAAAGGUGAAAAGGGUGAUAAGGGUGAAAGCGGAUUCGACUUAUUCACUACCACCAAAGGAGGGAAGAGAUCUAUAACAAGGCUGCACGGCGGAACCAUCGGUUAUGCUGAGGUUAUAGCCAUUAAGGGAGAGCCUGGAAGUCCUGGUCCGCCGGGUCCACCCGGACCUCCUGGACCGACGGGAUUACCCGGUUUCGACGGUAGAGUCGGACUGCCUGGUGAACCCGGACCUCCCGGAGAACCUGGAGCUCCCGGCACUCCUGGGCCAGUUGGUCCUAUGGGAAAAGAUGGACUUCCUGGACCAAAGGGUGAUAAAGGCGACCGAGGCUUCAUGGGGUCUCCUGGUCUUCCUGGGCGGCACGGAGACCAGGGUCCCCCGGGACUCCCCGGCCAGCCAGGUCUGAGGGGCGCUAAAGGAAAUGUUGGAAAGAAUGGAACGGACGGCAAACCAGGUCCACCUGGUGAAAAGGGCGAAAAAGGAGAAAGAGGACUGACAACGACGCUGGACGGAAACGCAUUUCCAACCGGAUUCAUCGAAGGUCCACCCGGGCCUCCUGGACCACCUGGGCCGGCAGGACCGCCAGGAAGAAAGGGCAAGCCGGGCAAAAAUGCUCCGCCCGGUCUUCCAGGGGCGGCUGGACCCAAAGGAGACAGAGGUGCAACUGGAGAAAAGGGAGAGAAAGGACAGAAGGGAGUCAUUGGUCUGCCAGGUUUGCAAGGUGAGAGAGGAUUUAUGGGGCCUCCUGGUCUCGAUGGAGUUGACGGGAAUCCAGGACCUCAAGGUGCGCCUGGCCUUCCAGGUGUCAUGGGGCCUAAAGGUGAAAAAGGAAAUAUGGGUGACUUGGGUCCUCCGGGAUUGAUGGGCCCUCCUGGUUUACCUGGUCCACCGGGCAAGCACGGGCUGCCGGGUGAGAAAGGUGAAAAAGGAGACGCGUCACCCAUCAAAUACAUCAAACAGGUGAGUCCGUAUUUACCAUCAGUGCAGGCUGACAGUCGGUACGGAGCCCUGGGAGGAGACGUGGUCAUGGGUCCUCCAGGCCCAGCUGGUCCACCGGGCCCUCAAGGAAUCCAGGGACCUCCAGGAAUUAAAGGCGAUAAAGGAAUGGAUGGUCAGAAAGGCGAACCGGGUGACAAAGGUGACAAGGGUGAUCCCGGUCCGAUGGGACUUCCGGGUCCUGUUGGUGUUCGAGGGGAUCCAGGCCCACCUGGAGCGGACGGGAAAAAUGGCGUUAUGGGACCCCCCGGAUUAGAUGGAAUGAAGGGCGAAAGAGGCGAGCCUGGAAAUAAAGGAGAGAAGGGAGAACCUGGACUUCCGGGGACAGACGGAAUUCCUGGUUUGCCGGGUCCCAAAGGAGACAAAGGUGAACUAGGACCUCCUGGGCCCCGAGGAAAACUUGGAAAGAGGGGUGAGAAGGGAGACAAAGGCGAUCAGGGCGUUCCUGGACUGGAUGCCCCGUGUCCGCUGGGCCCGGACGGACUGCCAUUACCAGGGUGUGGUUGGAGACCACCGAGCGGGGUUGUUAUAGCCCCUCCCACAAUACCUCCCCCGGCGGCGUAGCUAAUCGGCGCAUCUGGAUUCGGUCAAACACUGCCACAUAAAAGUUAAAGGAGUCGUCGCAGUGCAGGACACUGUUGUGUGUUAGGAUUAAACGUUUGUUAUAUAAAAAGCCGAUGGUUUGGGGCACGAUGGCGAACCAGCCGUCUCGAAUUGUUAGACAAUUUGUUCCAGUCGAUGGGUCGAUUAGAACUGUCCCUCCCACACACCCAUUCCCUCAAACAAAGAUUUUUUUUAAUAAAAAAAUGAGGCUGGGAGAGGAGGAAAUAGAAAACUAGCAGGAAAAAAAAACUGUGCACUUUAUGUCCUGGAAACAAAAAUUAAAAUGUACUCAUAGCUGACUCAAGGAGUUAAUGUUGUUUUGUAUAUCAAGUGAAAAAAAAAUGAAUGUUCCCCUUUUGCAAAUUUCGUGGUAGAGCGUGCUUGAGUGAUUCGUAUCAAUGUGAAAUCAGUUUAAUAAUUUGUAGUCUCAAGAAAGCUCGAAAUCAAGAAAUAGAAAUUUAAAAUCUCCAGAUGCGACAGGAAAUCUUUAUCACAAAAGUGCGAGAGGAAUUCAGCUGAGAGAAAGAAUUUUUUUCCAAGUUAUAUCCUACCACGUAUUAUUAAAAAACACAUUUUUAUUGUUUCAUUGAAUGUGCUCUGCUAUUGUAACACCGUACCGGACAGACUGAAAAAGUUUUGUCUUCUAUGGGUCCGUUUCGCAUUUCAAACAUCAUUUGAGUGCAGUCCAAUUAAAUAAAUAGGGUUUUUUUUAUUUAAUUCUGUUGCUGAAACAAAAACAAAAAAAAAAACGUUUUUUAUUUUUCAGAAAUUUGAAAGCAAUUUUAAUAAAAUUAAAUUAAAAUAAAUAAAAAAUUAUCAUUAGUAUAUGUUUCUUCUUCAUUGUUACAACUUUAAAACAUUAUCUUUUUAAUGGGUAUCAGGUUAGUUUUUAUUAUUAUUUUUUUUUUCAUAGCUAUUAAUCAUUUUCUGCCUUGAAAACUUAUUUUCGAACGACUUCAACAGACUCAAAUGAAAGCUUAACAGCAUCCUGAAAAUACAUACAAUUUGAGAUGAAUACCAAAAGAAAAAAUUUGCUAGGCAAAAAAUGAUCGAAUUUUCAUGCCCUAGCUCUAUCGGACUGCAUUUUUUUAUAACUGAAUAUUAUAUCGAUUUCCUGAUUGCAUCGUAAUCAUUUUUACUAAAGGAAAAUAAAUAAUUCGUGAGUAUUCAUUGGAAACUCUGGACAACAAAAAGUUUUUUUUAAGUUAAUUGUAAGGACAAAACAUUGUUCACGUCUAUAAUUCAGCUCAAGGAAUACGUUCGAUGUUGUCAUCGCUGCAAGCGGAAAACGGAAAAAGAUACAAAUUUUCCAGUCUCAUCACUGUGCAAGAACGGAUACUCAUUCUCAAAGAAAGCUGACAUUUCCUACCAAGAUUUGCAAACGAAGUUUCCCAGAGGCGUGACUUUCCAACAUUGAUUUUCUUCCAGACACAUUCUGCAUUAUUUAUGGCCUCCUAGUCACUCGACUACCCCUACACAUAACUAUAAAUGCUAAUACCACCCUUUCCUUUUUAUCUUCGCUCCGUUUUUUAAUCCACGGCAUUGAUCAGAAAGAGAUGCCAUGACGUCUUUGUUUGAAGGUCACGUGCUCUGCCGCUACGUCAUCAAAUCAUUUCUGAUGUAAAGUCAUGUAUGUCACUUAGGAAAUGGCUUGGCAAAAUCAGUUGUAACUAUUCCACGCGCUUCGCUUAGCCACCAGCUCUGCUUUUCAGCCAUUUCAUUUAUUUAUCUGGCCACUUAUGCGAAGUCUCCUACAAGAAAAGUAAAAACCACUGGUCAAACAGCGUCCGUUUAUAUUUGGAAAUCGCACCUCUAUAUCAAUUUAUAAAUUCAUUUCAAUUUAUUUUAUUUCAUUUCAAUUUAUAAAAUUUUAUUUCAUGAGAACAUUUAAAUUUCUGUCAUAGUUUCGAACUCUUACUUUUAAAAAAUGUUUAUUUUUACUAUCCAAAAUAUGUGCUUUGAAGUGGGCGGUGUUGCAAUUAUAAAAUACUGGGAAAAUAAUUUACAGAGGAAAAAUAAAAAUAUUAUUAAUAUACUUCUUCGAGUUUUCCGAUUUGCCUUUUGUUUUCCAAAAUUAUUGUUUAAAUAUCUAGAAAAUCAAAGGAUCUAUUAUUUAUUUAUUUAUUUAGAAAUGGUUGGAAACAUGCUGAAGCAAAUCCAUUGACAUCCAUUUUAUAAAACAAGCCUGAUAAUUAAAAAUAUCUGUGAUAUGUUGUGUCUUUGACACUACAUUGAAUUCGUAAUAGUGAAGGGAAAAAAAAGUGGACCGAUUCGUGUCAAGCUCUUUUUUACCACAUGCAUAAAUGGUAAUGAUUAUUCAUUUAAUUUUUUAUUGCCUCAUUUCUUCUAUUCUUUCAAUUCCUUAUUGUUUAUACUUUAAAAACUUUGUGAACUAUUUGUAAAUAAAUGUUUUCAAGAGAGGAGAAAGUGGCAAUCUAAUUUACUAUUUUCAAA